This is a messenger RNA of Physcomitrium patens, 2958 nucleotides long. The record is from RefSeq and is a predicted model, not a curated record. Lineage: Eukaryota; Viridiplantae; Streptophyta; Bryopsida; Funariales; Funariaceae.
AACUACACGAGCUUCGCGGAAUGCGAGACUGUCGGAGCUUGAGCUGAUUAGGAAAUUCCGAUGACAGUGUCGUUCGCGGCGCGCACCAAUCGUGCUCGUGGAAUCAUCGCUCAUCCGAAGAGGGGCUGGAUUCAGGCUGCCUUUACCAAAAUCCUUGUGCGCAGAAAGCUGCGGUUUGGAAUGAUCGAUCAUGCAGGCGCAUGGAAAGCGGAUAUGCGUGAAACACAUCCCAUACGCCUCGCGCGUCCAGAUGGAAAACCCUAAGCCCUACUGCAUCAGCUCUUAAGAUGUCACGUAGUCCAACAAGUAUGAUGAUCGCCACCGACACCCAAAGUAGCACUAGACUAGAGGUGGCCGGGAACGACAACCUAUCAGUUGCGAAUUCAAUCAAACGACUUGAGCAUCUUGGGAAACUCCAAAACCCUGCAGGGCCCCACCACAAAGAUCCAAAACGGCACCUCCAUUGGCCGCCCAAAUCCGGGCCCACAUCGGCGCAAAAUAUCGCAUCGACCCACAUGACUCAACCACGAGGUGGAGAGCUUUAAUUCGAUCAAGCAGCGUGAGAUACUCUCUACAGGCCACUUGUCGAAAAAAUUGAUUUGUAUUGCGACAUCCCCGCCAAAUAUCGUGGAGUGCGGGGUCUAAUCUUCCAGCCUUGCCUUCCUCGACUCCUGCCCCGCUUUGCAUGCUCCUCGCCUCUAUGGGACCAUGACACACAGUUGUUCCUUUUCUUGCUGGAACUUCCGAGACUGAUUUAUUAUUAUUAUUAUUUGCUUGCUUGCUUGCUUGGUAAGCCUGCCCCUGCUCCAUCUGUCGCGCGCACGAGCCACAGCCACUGCAAAGAUAUUAGCCUCUAAUCCAUGUUCGAUGCCCGUGUUUUCUUCUUGGCUGGAGCUGCAAACUAUUGCAGGUACGGAGGGAUUUGGUGCGUGUGGGGUUUAGAGGGCGAAUCGAAGCAGUGGGAGGAGAAGAAGGGAAUGAAACAAAGAGGACAGGAUACCCCACACAUAAUAUUGGAGUUGCAAUGGGAUAUGUAGGCGGGGAAAAUGCAGCGGCAGGAGAAUGCAGUGUGCGGAUGUGGGGGUAUUUGCCGGCCGCGUCACCUCAGCGAACGCCGCUGUUGCAGCCCACACCGGUGCCAGUAUCAGUGCUGAACGAUCCGCUCAAGACAGUCUGCAAUGGCGGAUGUGGCUUUGGAAUAGCCAUCUCUGAAUCUGGUAACCUUAAUACAUGGGGUUCUACUACAGACCAUGGACAUUGCUACUUAAUCUCUGGCAAACAACAGGAAGUUCCCGAGCUGUAUCCUUUGCCAACAGACUCGCCCAUCGUUCACGCUGCCGGAGGCUGGGCACAUUGUGCAGCUGUUACAGGCUGCGGUAUGCUCGCAGGAGACGGGGAGGUUUACACUUGGGGUUGGAGUGAAUGUGUUUCCAGCUUAAAGCUCAACAUUGCGGAUGACAGCGCCGAACCGCAGAGGAAUGACUUAUCCCCAGAUGUUCCAAUAACGACCUCGCAGUCACCUUUACGACUUACUGGGGGAUUGCUGGGAGGCACCAAACCUACUGGCAAGCAAACUCUUCGAAACUUGGCGUGCAAAACUACUGGAAGCGACGGUGCAGAAGAAGUAAUAAAGAGAAGAAAGGUUAUAACAAACAGUGCUGAAGGACAAUCGCCUGAAGCAUCCGAAGAGAAUGCUUUUGCUCCACCUUGUUUGGUAAAACUGGAUCCUGGCAUCAGAAUCAGUUCAGUUGCUGCAGGAGGACGCCACACAUUGGCUCUGUCAGAUGUAGGUCAAGUUUGGGGAUGGGGUUAUGGAGGUGAGGGCCAACUUGGAUUAGGCUCCUGCAUCAGGAUAGUGUCAUUUCCACAGCACAUACCUUGCUUCAAUAUGACGGACACUGGUAAUGCUAGAAGUGGAGUUCCUAUUCCUGGGAGCUACAUAAAAGCAAUUGCAUGUGGAGGCCGUCACAGUGCUGUCAUCACAGAUACUGGAGCAGUGUUGACAUUUGGAUGGGGUCUCUAUGGCCAGCUAUUUGAAACUUAUCCCACCAAACGGAUUGGCCAAGGUAGUACUGAAGAUGAGCUGAGCCCUAGUCAUGUGUCAACACUGCAAGGACUGAGCAUUGUAGGCAUAGCAGCAGGCUUGUGGCACACACUCUGUAUCACUAAUACUGGAGAUGUCUAUUCUUUUGGUGGAAACCAAUUUGGUCAACUUGGUGUGGGUGGGAAUAAUGCUGAGUUGUCUCCAAGAUUGAUUGAUGCACCACUUUUGGGAGAUGAAUUGUCUGUGGCUGUUGCCUGUGGGGCACGCCACAGUGUUGUGCUAACAGGAUCAGGAAAAAUCUUUGCAUGGGGUUGGAACAAAUAUGGCCAAUUGGGUUUGGGUGACUGCAACAAUAGAGAUUUGCCAAUGCAAGUAACAAUGAAUGAUGGUGGGCGUGCAGCUAGCAUUGCCUGUGGAUGGUGGCACACACUUGCUUCUGUCCGUACCAAGUGAAUUCAAAGGCAACAAAGAAUGGAAAUUUUCUCAUUCAAUUUGGCUCUCUUGUGCUUGAUUUCCUUGAAACUUUGCUCAGGGUUGGAGGUUAAGUCUUUUAUUUUCAUUUUUCAUACUAGCUAGUUUUAACACCUCUCUCUUUCAUGUUGAGUUGCUCAAAGGGAACACAUGAGAAUUGGAUCCUUGGAAGCAAUACAGAGGUUUUUUUUGAGUCUUUAGUAACAUUCAAUAGAAGCAUGUGUGUGCAUAUAUUCAUCUUACAAGUAAUAGCAGGUUUUGGUCCUAGUUGGGUGGGGGGUUUGAACUGUUAAAAUAUGUUGUUUUUUGUCUUUUCUAUGUAGCAAGAAGGGAACCACAAUCCAGAGCUGAACACAGUAAUGCUAUUUGUUUUACCAUGUUCUAGACUAUUACCUUCUUCAAUAAUUUCUUCAAUAGCACUACCUACACAGAACUCUGAAUUC